AUGAAGCCUAUGCACAGAAAGAGAGCCAAGAGACAGUGGAACAGGAGUGCUGUGGCCUAUCUCAGUAUGUCUACCGCCAUGAUGAAGAUGGCUCUUAGUAUGAGAUGCAUGCCACCUCUCCAGAAGAAGAAUGGGUUAUCUCUCCAGAAGCAAAAACUGAGUAAGCCUUUUGAGGCCCUGGAGAAUAUUGUUGGCCGUAGAAUUUGUCAUGGCUGGACAGAAGCCAAUGAACCAGUCACCCAGAGGAAAUCCAUCAUUCUAGAUCAACUGCCAACAUAUCCCUCUCUCUAUUUGUUGAAAUAUGAUGGGAUUGAUUGUGUCUAUGGCUUGGAGCUUCCCAGCGAUGAAAGGAUUUUAAACCUUAAGAUCCUGCCUAAUAAUGUGCCAUUUCCUCAGGUGACAGACACUCAUCUGUCAAACACCAUAGUUGGCAGAGCAGUGAAACAUACAUUCACGGGCACAAAUGGCUCUAAGGAAGACUGGAAUGGGAUGGUCCUAGAGGAGGUGCCAAUCAUGAAGACCUGGUUCUAUAUUACCUACAAGAAUGAUCCGAAUGAUCCAGUCCUGUACGUUUACCACCAUCUUGAUGACUCCAUUGAAGGCAACCUCCACAUCAUGCCUGAAUGUCCUCCAGUAGAGGUGACUUUGGAAUUAGGCAGGGAUUCCUUGGCAGGCAAAAGUAUGCAGUACAACAAAAAAGAUGGAACCCAAGAGAUAGGCAAAAUUAUUUGCCAAGUUCCCACCAAACCUUCUGUGUAUUUCAUCAAGUUUGAUAAUGACUUCCAUAUCUAUGUCUAUGAUUUGGUGAAGAUAUUAGAAAUGGAGAAA
Microtus oregoni (creeping vole) is the source of this 828-nucleotide messenger RNA. Its product is annotated as Y-linked testis-specific protein 1-like. Gene Ontology annotation, biological process: regulation of DNA-templated transcription; gamete generation. Gene Ontology annotation, cellular component: cytosol; nucleoplasm. The record is from RefSeq and is a predicted model, not a curated record. The annotation marks the transcript as partial. NCBI's taxonomy places the organism in Eukaryota, Metazoa, Chordata, Mammalia, Rodentia, Cricetidae. The transcript is spliced from 3 exons.